AGAUGCAAAAAUAACUCCGAGACUACCAACAAACAUAAAUAAUCCUAAAGUCAAAGCCCAAACACUAUAUUAAGUAUUAACCUUUAACUCAGUAAGUAAAAGUUUCGAAGAUAUACCAGCAAGGAAUAUAAAAAGGAGGAGCAUCCAUUUAUUUUAGUAUACAUCACUGGUAUUGGUUAAACUUGAAGGAGGAUUAGCUUUUUCCUUAAUUGCUUAGUAAUAGACUAAAUUUCUGGGCAUACAAAUAUUGCCUUUAUAAAGAAAAGUAUCAUAGAUUAGAAAUUAAGCUUCAGGAUUAUCAAUGGAGAAUUUAGCUUAGCAAUUUGUAACAAUAGAGUUAGGUACACAUUCUAAUGUUUUAGGCACUAAGGGAUUUGAAUUUUAUAUACUUCCACUUUUACUAUCUGGCUUUGGACAGGUUUUCACACAAACUGAUUAAUGAAGAGUAGUAGGAGUUGGAUUACUAAAAUAAAUAUAAGGAUAUUCUUUUGAUCCAAUAUCAGCACCACAUGCAAUACCUGAAUGAAAUUGAUAAAAUUACCAUCAGGAUCAAAACCUUUAGUCAGUUUAUCAGGUUAACCAAAUAGAAUGCUUGUGAAUGUUAAUGAAAUAAAGCUCACCAUGCU
This is a messenger RNA of Paramecium sonneborni, 626 nucleotides long. The record is from the annotation of a GenBank genome assembly. NCBI's taxonomy places the organism in Eukaryota, Ciliophora, Oligohymenophorea, Peniculida, Parameciidae.